AUGUCCACUCACGAAACAUGUCUCCUUCUGGACGACAUUCUCCCUCAAGUACUUGGUUUCAUUUCCGUGGGCGAGAUGUAUAUGAGUAUGAGGCUCGUAAACAAGAAAUGGAAUGAAUGUAUUUUAAAUUUCAGAGUGAUUCGUUCACUCUAUGCUCAAACAUUCAAGAAAGGUGGUGUCUUUACCAGUUUAUUAGCCAUCAGCAUGAUGAAAAAUAACAUCACCCGUGAUGACACUUCAAACCACGGAACUGUAAUGAAACAUGAAAAUAGCAUUGAUACUUCACAACGAUCCGAUAUCUCAGUGCAUGCUACAUUGUCCUCGCCACCAUCUUGUGUGAUUUGGGACAAUGAUCACUUUGAGUGCAUUUUGAGUUGCCUAAAAGGAAAACACCAUAAUGAACAACGACAACCACUCAAAUUCACACUGAAUCAGAAUGAGUUUAAAUAUUCUACAACACCUAGUAAUAUUACCAUCAUCCCACCCACCAGUCCAUUCGAGUGUGAAAAACGAGCAACCUUUGUGAUUCAAUUCAUCUUUUCAGUUAUUUAUGAUUACAAAUUUCAACCUUCAGUUGCUACCACCAAUGGAGAACUCGCUUCAGAUAUUGGAAACAUUUUGAAUCAUUUCAAAGAAAGAUUGACCUCUCCAGGUGACAUGGUCUCAUGUUUACUCAACAUACUACCAAUUGCCAGCGAAUAUUUUGGAGCUAGUAUUUCGCUCCUCUUGUACAAGUUAUUCGAGAGAUUGUUGACUUUGGAUGCUGUGAAUUUUUCGCACUGGUCUAAAUAUUUUCCAAAUAUGAAAUACGCUGCCCUCGUUCAAUCUUCAGAGAAACUCGAUGCUGAUCUUCGUGUGAAAUUAUUUAAUAUGGAGCUGGAUUUCCUUCUUGAUCUAGUGAUCAGUUUGAUUCAGGGAGGCAUGUCAAUUCAGGUAUUUCCAGAAAUACUUCAAUUUACAAGUUAUUGCUCAGAAUUUAUCAUUCCAACAUUGACUAAAUUAGGGCUACCCCUUUCUUCAACUUGCAAGGAUAAGUGUGAAAAAAUUGAAAAGAGUAUUAUCAAGAAUGAAAAGGAUAGAUAUUUUUUAAUGAGCUACUUUUCACACUUGCCAGAGAUUGAAGAUCACAAAUUAACUUUUGAAAAUAAUGUUCACACAAAAUGGUUUUCAAAUAUUCAACAAAAUAACCUCUUGUUAAAUCCACAAUUUACUUACAAGACAUUGGCCAUGCACGUGGGAGCAAUGCUAGACUAUGAAACAAGACAUUUAUCUAUAUCAGAUUUUUUGACCUUAAACAACCCACUUUUCAAACGGUCAAAAAUACUUUUGAGAAAUUACUCUUGUUGGAAUAAUUUAUUGAAUUUUCUUGUCACUUGUAUCGUGCAAGAGAACGAUCUUCACAAUAGAGCACUCAUAUACGAAAAAAUUGAACAGGCCAUGUUGUAUAGUUUUGUAUUGAACGAUUUUGCAGCUGCUCAGCUUUUUAAAGUAGUAUUCGAAACUGGUGCAGUGCAUCGACUUAGACAAACCGCUCAAGCUCAAAAAAAGAGUAGAGAUUAUGAAUUGUUAUUGAACGAGUGUUUUGAAACUCUCACGUCAGCGCACAAUUUCAGAAAAUUACGUGCAAAGGUGAAAGAAUCAAAAUAUUGUACAACAGUAUUAUCCAAUCCAUUGACAUAUUUGGUUUUUGUAUUUGAAGGAAAUUCAGAUGUUAAUCUUGUAUUGUAUCAUUCUACUUCAAUCAUUCGAGAUAUCGGUAAAGUAAUGGCAAAACCAACCAUUUUAUAUCACUACAUGGAAAGAGUUGAGAUGAGCAGCAAGGAGGAAAAGGAAAAGGAAAACAAAUUUCAAAUCAUUUCAAAAAAGAAACUCAAGGACAUGCUAAAAUCCAUGUUCAUACCGAAAUCUCGACAGGAUUCGAAUAUAAUCGAGCUCGAUCGAGAAUUAUUGAAUUUUUUUUAUUUUGUAACUCAACAGAGGAAAUGUGUGAGUGAUGGUGAACUAUUUGAAAUGAGCUUGAAUGUUGAGAAACGACAACAAUAA
This is a messenger RNA of Naegleria lovaniensis, 2043 nucleotides long. RefSeq lists its product as uncharacterized. Gene Ontology annotation, biological process: small GTPase-mediated signal transduction. NCBI's taxonomy places the organism in Eukaryota, Heterolobosea, Eutetramitea, Acrasida, Naegleriidae. The coding region runs from base 1 to 2043 and encodes 680 amino acids. Gene Ontology annotation, molecular function: guanyl-nucleotide exchange factor activity. The record is from RefSeq and is a predicted model, not a curated record. The transcript is spliced from 2 exons.